AGUUUGUCAACACCCACAACGCGAGCAAGUUUGUGAGUUUGGGCAAAAUAUUUUACUAAAAAUUGCAGUAUAUUUCGAAUAGAAUUUUGCAGUUUUAUUUUCGUAAGACGCAUCGUAAACUAUGAACGUAUCAAUUGAGAGAAAGCGUUCGGAUUGUGCUGCCCUGCCGAAGGGAUGGCAACGGGAAGAAGUUCUGCGGAAGUCCGGUUUGUCUGCGGGAAAAGUGGAUGUUUACUACUACAGCCCAUCGGGUAAGAAGAUCGAAAGCAAACCCCAAUUAGCCCGUGCCCUAGGGGACACUAUCGAUUUGUCCACAUUUGAUUACCAAGCCGGACGGGUAGUCCCAAGUGCAACGCACAUGAUGCUGCAGCAUAAUGCACUCAAGCGGAAGCUUAGCGUGACACCCAUUGGCAUCGUCUUGUCCUCCAGCAGUGCAAUCGUGGCUGGACCUACGGGACCCAGUCUGCCUCCGCCGGUUCCCAUCUACAACCAGCUUCCACCAGCGGGCGGAAGGGCCCAUCAUCAUCAUCAUCAUAGCCAACAGCAGCAGCAGCAGCAGCAACAGCAGUACGAUUACAGUCGUGGAAUGCGAGCGGACACCUCCCUUAUCCCGCCAAUCCGGCAGACGGCUUCCAUAUUCAAACAACCGGUCACGGUAGUUCGAUCACAGGACGGUGACAGCAAGGUUAAACGGGAGCUGCAGCAUGGUUCCCAGGUGAAACCGAAGCAGCUCUUCUGGGAGAAACGCUUGGAGAAUCUUCGCGCCAACAACACAUUCAACGAGGAGAUCGGCGCCCUGGAACUGCCCAAACGAUUGAAAUCCGUCGGGCCGGGUGUCAACGAGGGCACGGUUCUGCAGUCGUUGGCCACCGCGCUCCACCACAACACGCAUCCGGUGACGGGUCAAACGGCUUCCAAAACGUCCCUCAACACCAACGCGGGGGUUUUUCUCAACCCCGACCAGCCGUUAAUGCACGUGGCAACGGUAACCGAAGAUGACAUCAAACGCCAGGAAGAGCGGGUUCAGUUUGCGAGGCUAAGGCUACAGGAGGCACUGCGAGCUUAAGCAUUGUUGUAGCAGUGGUAAAUUAUUCACUAGGUGUAAGAUUCUUUUUUUAUUAGUGUAAGAUGUGUGAACCGUCUAUUUCAUCUGGUAACUGUAUUUUGACAUGUGGAUGGGAAUAAAUCUCCAACGAUUUGCGAUAAA
Messenger RNA from Aedes albopictus (Asian tiger mosquito), 1207 nucleotides. It is a transcript of the gene MBD-like, whose product is annotated as methyl-CpG-binding domain protein 3. The record is from RefSeq and is a predicted model, not a curated record. The transcript has 4 exons. Gene Ontology annotation, molecular function: methyl-CpG binding. Gene Ontology annotation, cellular component: nucleus. Lineage: Eukaryota; Metazoa; Arthropoda; Insecta; Diptera; Culicidae. Gene Ontology annotation, biological process: DNA methylation-dependent constitutive heterochromatin formation; negative regulation of transcription by RNA polymerase II. Bases 122 to 1066 code for a protein of 314 amino acids.